AUGGGGGAUGAGACACACGAAGGUUUAGUGCCUCUUGUUGAAGACACAAAGGUGAAAUUGCUCUUUGAAACCGAGGCCUCACUCGGGCCUGAAGACAAAGCUGAUUACCCUGGGACCAACUCUAUCUACUCUGCGAUUCUGAGCAGAAAUGAGGCCGUCAAGGAUGCCAAGCGUCUUAAGACUUUUUUGGAACUGCGGGACAAAUAUGUGAAGAAAAAAGUGGUGUUUGAAGAUCCUCUGUUCCCUGCAAAUGACUCCUCACUCUUCUAUAGUCACAAGUCCUCCAUGAAGAUUGAGUGGAAACGUCCCUCGGAAAUAUGUGAAAACCCUCAGUUCAUCGUAGAUGGAGCCAACAGGACAGACAUCUGUCAAGGAGAAUUGGGUGACUGCUGGCUGCUGGCUGCCAUCGCCUGUCUGACAGUGAACGAGAAGCUGCUGUAUAGAGUAAUACCCCCGGAUCAGAGCUUCACGGAGAAUUACGCCGGCAUCUUUCACUUUCAGUUUUGGCGUUAUGGAGAGUGGAUCGAUGUGGUUGUGGAUGACCGCAUCCCAACCAACAACAACCAGCUGGUUUUCACCAAAUCCUUUAGGAAGAACGAGUUCUGGAGUGCUCUUCUGGAGAAGGCUUAUGCCAAGCUGCACGGGUCAUAUGAAGCACUGAAAGGUGGAAACACUUUGGAAGCCAUGGAGGAUUUCACAGGAGGGGUGACUGAGUUCUUUGAGCUAUCCGAGUCACCCGAAGAGCUCUACAAAAUUAUGACGAAGGCCCUGGAGAGAGGCUCACUGAUGGGCUGCUCCAUAGAUAUUCUUUCAGCCAGUGAAAUGGAGAGUCGGACUGAACAAGGGCUGGUCAGAGGACAUGCUUACUCCAUUAUAGGCCUGGCGGAGUGUGACGAGGUUGGAAAGGAGACGAAAAUCCGGCUGAUCCGCCUACGUAACCCCUGGGGUUGGGUGCUGUGGAAGGGACCAUGGAGUCCAACUUCAAAGGAAUGGUCGACUCUUUCCAUCGCAGACAGGGACAAUCUAAAGAAACAAACUGUUGAGACCAGUGAGUUCUGGAUGUGUUUUGAUGAUUUCAAGAAGAACUUUACGAAGCUGGAGAUGUGUAACCUGACCCCUGACAUACUGCAGGGUGAUGAGAGACACACCUGGACAGUGUCAGUCAAUGAGGGUCGCUGGGUGAGAGGAAGCUCUGCUGGCGGCUGCAGGAACUUCCCAGAAACAUUCUGGACCAACCCUCAGUAUCGGCUGCAGCUGUUUGAGGAGGAUGAUGACCCAGAGAACGGGCAGGUUGUCUGCACUUUCGUCGUGGCUCUGAUGCAGAAAGGUCGAAGGAUGCAGCGCCAUCAAGGGGCCAAAUUCCUCACUAUUGGAUUUUCAAUCUAUGAGGUGCCAAAAGAGAUGUGUGGACAGAAUCAACACCUACAGAAGGACUUCUUUUUGUACACAGCCUCCAAAGCUAAAUGCAAAACCUACAUUAAUCUACGGGAGGUUACGGAGCGUUUCCGUCUGCCUCCAGGGGAGUAUGUCAUCAUCCCCACAACCUUUCAGCAGCAUCAAGAGGGAGAGUUCAUCCUCCGGGUCUUCUCUGAGAAGCAUAGCACGUCUGAGGAGAGAGAGGGAGAGAACAUGAUUGGAUCUGACCAAAUUCAGCAAGACAAGACAAAGAAGGAUAAGCCUAUUGUAUUUGUGUCAGACAGAGCACGAGCCAACAAAGAAAUUGAGCAUGACGGCAUUCAGGGGGAAAAGAAGAAGAAACCAAAGCGAAAACUUCUUGAGCCUGAGGAGGAGACGGAGGAGGAAAAACAGUUCAGGGCCAUUUACCAAAAGAUUGCUGGUGAGGACAUGCAGAUCUGUGCCAAUGAACUCAAGACAGUCAUGAAGAAUGUACUCUCCAAACAUAAUGAAAUAAAGAGCGAGGGUUUCAGCCUUGAAACUUGUCGCAGUAUGAUCGCCCUGAUGGAUACUGAUGGGACGGGAAAGCUGAACCUGCAGGAGUUCAAACACUUGUGGAAAAAGAUCAAAGCAUGGCAGCUGAUCUUCAAACGUUAUGAUAAAAAUAAAUCCUGCUCCAUCAGUAGUUUUGAGAUGAGGAAUGCUGUUAAUGAAGCAGGCUUUCACCUUAACAACCAGUUAUACGACAUCAUAGCUAUGCGCUAUGCAGACGAGCACCUCAACAUUGAUUUUGACAGUUACAUCUGCUGUUUUGUGAGGCUAGAGGGAAUGUUCAGAGCAUUCAAUGCCUUUGACAAAGACGGAGAUGGAAUAAUCAAACUCAAUGUUCUUGAGUGGCUUCAGCUGACCAUGUAUUCUUGAGCCGCCCUCUUGAACACUGAUGGAGCUGCAGAAAGUUGGUGCUCACAUUACCGACUCAACUUCUUGGAGGCCGCUUAACUUUUUUCUUUUUAAGAAUUUUUGCACUGAUUUUACGACUACAACGAAAUCCAAGUCUUGAAGCACCAAUUACAGAUUUCAUGUUUUAUGCGGUUUUAUGUGAUGUUUACAUUUCUGUCCUUACUCAGGCUUUGAUGGUUGAGAUUUAAAGACAGUUUGGUUUUUAGCUUUUUUUAAGGCGGCUGACGCAAGUGAUGUAAUAUGUGUUCACUACUACAAAGCUAGAGAGUGUGAGUGAACAUUAUGGCAGACAAUUCUUUAGAUAAAAACUAAACAAGCUGUAUGUUUUCAAAUAAAGCAGAGGUGCAAACUGAAAA
Messenger RNA from Labrus bergylta (ballan wrasse), 2711 nucleotides. It is a transcript of the gene capn3b, whose product is annotated as calpain 3b. The record is from RefSeq and is a predicted model, not a curated record. Gene Ontology annotation, molecular function: calcium-dependent cysteine-type endopeptidase activity; calcium ion binding. Gene Ontology annotation, cellular component: cytoplasm. NCBI's taxonomy places the organism in Eukaryota, Metazoa, Chordata, Actinopteri, Labriformes, Labridae. Gene Ontology annotation, biological process: negative regulation of apoptotic process; proteolysis.